Molecule: messenger RNA, 1598 nt
Organism: Callorhinchus milii (elephant shark)
Lineage: Eukaryota; Metazoa; Chordata; Chondrichthyes; Chimaeriformes; Callorhinchidae
Product: protein fuzzy homolog
Exons: 11
Coding region: 24-1268 (414 amino acids)
Biological process (GO): vesicle-mediated transport; non-motile cilium assembly
Source: RefSeq, a predicted model, not a curated record
CCUCGGGACAAAGAAGGCCGAAGAUGGCGGCCGACGUGCAGCUGCUGUGUCUGGCCUCCAGCAGUGGGGUCCCCCUGUACUGCAGGAGCAAGGGGCGCUGCAGACAGCUUCCCUUUUCUGUGAUCGGGUCACUGAAUGGGGUGCACAUGUUUGGCAGUAAUCAGGACGUAUUGCUGACCAGCACUUGUACCGAGAACGCCCGGGUUUUCUGGAGAGUAUUUCACGACAGCAUCACUCUGAUCGUUAUGACCUCCCAGGUAGACGCAAGCGAUCUUUACCUGAGUCGCCUGCUGCAUAAUGUCUUCAGUUCCAUGGUUUUGCUGAUCGGCCAAGACGACCUGGUGAACAUCAAGAAUGUGGAGAGACUGAAGCGAGAUCUUAGGUCCUGUUACAAACUCAUCGACGGUUUCCUGAGUGCCACGGAGGGAGUCGGAGACCUGACGCAGAGCGUGGGCUGUGUGCUGGUCACAGACAGUGAGCGGCUGCAGGAAGCUCUAGAUGCGUUCGUAGCCGCUGCCGACAGUCACUUUGGGUGCCUGAUGGUGGCGGGAAAGAUGGUGGUGGCUACGGCAAAGUGGUGGCGGCUGGAAGCACAGGAGGUGAUGCUGUUGGCCUGGCUGGUGGCAUCUCUGCCCCCCAGCUCGUCCCGAGACUAUCCUAUCUACCUGCCCCACGGGAGCCCCACCGUACCUCACAGACUGCUGACGUUCCAGCUGCUCCCAGGACUAGAGGUGUGUUUGCUGUGUGGCCCAGCUCCCUCUCUAGAGCACGUUCACACACAGUUGGUUGCCCGGUAUUGGAGCCCGGAGCUGGAGAUGUUGAAGGGGUGUGUCAGGGCCCACCAGCGCUCUGUCCCACAUAGCAUGCCUCUGCACCAGAGCAUUCUAGGUUUCCUCUUAAUAAACACGGAGCAGAAUAAGAACCUCUUCACGUUACAACCACACGGGUCUGAGGACAGCAGUCUACAAGCUCUUCCAAUUGAAAGGCGCGAGUGUAUCUUGCGAUCGUUUUAUAGCCUCGCUGUCUCUACUUAUUUUCCUGUGGAGUCUGGUGAACAGGAGCCUGUUGCGUUAAGGGAGGAUUUUGCUGCCGGCUUCUCGCACACAGCAGUGGAGUGCUACGUCGCAGCUGAGGACCACAAGUGUUACGGACUCCAGAGCCGCCAACACCAACUCUUUGUCCUGUUCACCCCCAUCGUGCCCACCUUCGCCCUCCGGCACAUCGCGACCAAAACGCUCACCUUACUGACCAAGGAGGUGUCUUUCUAAGAGCAGCCGAGUUCAACAACAACAACUACAGCGACCCCCACGCAGUGGUAGCAUGUCUCAAGUCAGCAUGUGCAUCAGUGUGGCUCCUACUCCCCACCCACAACUCCUUCCCUCCGCGCUCCCCUCACCCACUCUUUGUUUGCCACUUCGAACUGCUUGUCACUAGGCUACGAGGGAGAGAGAGAGGAUACAGGAAAUAAAGGGAACUGGAGAAGGGUGAUAACGGACAAGAGGGGCGUUGGAGAGGGCAGAAGGGGAGGGGGCAGGAAAAAGACAGGGAGGGAAAUGAAAAGAAAAAUAUUUAUUUGAGCUGAUGUGAAAGUAUCAUAA